Haemonchus placei is the source of this 516-nucleotide messenger RNA. Lineage: Eukaryota; Metazoa; Nematoda; Chromadorea; Rhabditida; Trichostrongylidae. The record is from the annotation of a GenBank genome assembly.
AUGGAUAGAAUACACGGCAGCACCUAUGACAAAGCCAGCGAUGGUCACGACGGGUCAUAUCAACACAAUGGACACUACGAUAGCGCCAAUCAUGCUCAUGCUCAUGAAGGCGGAGGACAUUUUGAAGAGGAUAAGCAUUUGAAAGCAGGAAAAUAUGCCAACGCUGAUGCUGUGGGAGCACACAAAUCGGGUAGCCAUCACGACAAUGAUGCCAAAAAGCAUUCCGAAUCUUCAAGUAAACAUGGAAAAGAUACAAAAACAAAAUCAUAUGGUUAUUUCGACUACCAGUAUGUACAACCUCAAUAUCACGUCGAAAAAUUCCACACCGAUGAAAAACAUGCGAGAAAAUACGAUUCCGAUACUCAUUCAGCAGGAAAUCAGGAACGUUCCAAUGGGGGUUACUACAGUAAAGGACACGACAAGUAUCAGAAGAGCCAUGGGGCUCAUGGCUCUCAUCAUGGUGGCUACAAAGAACAUGAAGGCAGCCAUGGGCACUCCAAGAAUGGACAUGAAUCC